AUGAUUGAAAGCGAAAAACUGACGGACAAACUAAACGGGGAACGGGUGGUCAGCAAUGGGGCGGUUAGGAAGACAUCGGCCUCUCAGGCGCCGUACGUCCCACUCAUCGCACGUAUGCGGCAACGGAUGAGCGACGGAAACGGACCGUUCUUUUCGUUUGAGUUUUUUCCGCCCAAAACACGGGAGGCGGCCAUCAAUUUGAUCGCACGGUUCGAUCGGCUCCGGCAGACGGGACCCAUGUUUUGUGACAUCACGUGGCAUACGGCCGGCAAUCCCGGCGCCGACACCGAGACCUCCAGCAUCACCAUCGCCGGCGUCGCCCUUAACUACAGCGGGUUAGACACUAUGCUUCACAUCACGUGCGUCGGCAUGACUGAGCCCGACCUCAGACGCCAUUUGGAAAGGGCUAAAGACUUGGGUAUUCGUAAUAUACUGGCCCUAAGAGGGGAUCGGGUGGCCAUCGAUAGCACCGAGUCUCAAGAAAAGGUAGACUUCAGAUACGCCGUCGAUUUGGUCCGUUAUAUCCGUCGCGAAUAUGGCGACUAUUUUACGAUAGCUGUGGCCGGAUAUCCCGGCGCUCAUCCCGAGUCGGUGUCCGUUGAAGAGGAUCUGCAGCGUCUGAAGGAGAAAGUGGACGCCGGCGCCGACUUCAUCAUAACUCAGCUGUUUUUCAAGUCGGAUCUGUUCGUGAAAUACGUGAAAAACUGUCGCAAAAUCGGUAUAGAAGUGCCCAUUUUGGCCGGAAUUAUGCCGAUCCAGAGCUACGAGUCCCUCGAGAAGAUCGUGCGACUGUCCAAACUGGAUAUCCCGGACACUAUACUCAAGGAUUUAAAUAUUAUCCGCAGUAAUGACGAGGCGGUCAGGAAUUACGGCAUCCAAUGGGCGGUGGGUUUGUGUCGACAGAUAUUGGCCGCUAAUGUCACCCCUGGCCUACACUUUUAUACGCUCAAUAGAGAGAUGGCUACCUGUGCUAUACUCAAACAGCUGGGUCUGUUGACCCAGGUAUCCAAACCGCUUCCCUGGUGGCCGGCGGCCAAUCACAAGCGCGCCGGUGAAGACGUGCGACCCAUAUACUGGUCCGGGAGGCCCAGGAGUUACGUGUGUCGCACCCAGUCGUGGGAUGAGUUCCCAAAUGGCAGGUGGGGUCGCGUGGAUUCACCCGCCUUUCAAACCCUCGAAAACUAUUACCUGUUUUUGGAGCCAAAGCUGAGUCGCAAAGAGUUGCUGCAAAUGUGGGGACAGGAGCUGACGGGCGAACAGGACGUGUGGGAUGUCUUUCACUGCUAUGUGUCGGGCCUUAAGAAUAAAAACGACAAAAAGGUUUCAGUCAUCCCAUGGAAUAUGGAUGCCUUGAGUGAUGAGACGGCGCUUCUGGUCAAACAGUUGUCUCAGUAUAAUAAGAGGGGUGUUCUCACCAUCUGCUCCCAGCCUAACGUCAAUGGUGUCGACUCCACACACCCUAUACAUGGUUGGGGUCCUAAAGGCGGCUAUAUCUACCAAAAGGCAUACCUCGAGUUCUUUACGAAUGAGAAGAAUGUGUUGGCACUCAUGGAAGCGCUUAAGAACUACCCGCUCGUCAACUAUCAAAUAGUGGACAGUAGUGGCAAAAAAUCGUACUCCAAUUUUGAAAGUAAUAAAGCUAUAGCAGUGACGUGGGGUGUAUUUCCGGGCAGGGAGAUUAUCCAGCCAACAGUUGUGGACCCGAUUUCAUUCAAAGUAUGGAAAGACGAGGCGUUUGGACUCUGGACACAGAAAUGGGCGCAACUGUACUCAGGGGACAGUCUGUCCAGAAAGGUGUUGGACGACAUCCACGACAACUACUAUUUAGUCAAUUUGGUUGACAAUCAGUUUCCCAAAGAGUGCUGUCUUUGGCAGCUGUUGGAGGAUAUGUUCACAAUUAGAGCCAAUUUUGAAUUAAAUAAAUUUAUUAACUAUUUUUUCUGAAAUAUUACCUCAAACUGCGAG
This is a messenger RNA of Oppiella nova, 1965 nucleotides long. Lineage: Eukaryota; Metazoa; Arthropoda; Arachnida; Sarcoptiformes; Oppiidae. The record is from the annotation of a GenBank genome assembly.